AUGAUCGCUGUCCACGGUGGUGCCGGCGUGCAUCCCAGAUCUACAGAGGCGGAAGUGAAGAGAUCUCUCAAGCUGGCUUGUCGGAAAGCGCUGUUGAAGCUUCAGGAAGGAAGGCCCUCCCUUGAUGCAGUAGAAGUGGCCAUAACUGCCUUGGAAGACGCGGAGUGUCUCAAUGCAGGAUAUGGGUCGAACUUGACGAUAGACGGUAAGGUUGAAUGCGACGCAUCCAUCAUGGACGGCAGCACUGGAAACUACGGCAGUGUCGGUGCAAUUUCUGGUUUCCCGCAUCCCAUUGAAGGAGCGCGAGCGGUCCUUGAGUAUUCCUCUGUACCUGAUCCCCUUGGCCGCAUAGCGCCAAUGAUACUGGUUGGCGACGGAGCGCUUAGCUUCGCGAGAUCGCGAGGGUUGCCGGACGUGCCUGCGGCAUCCAUGAUCGCUCCCCGCCCUCAGCAGGAAUGGAUCAAGUGGAAGACGGCCCUCGAUUCUGCAUUAUCGUCGCAGAAAGAUGCCGUUCAGAUGGGAGCCGCAACCUCAGCUGGCGACCGGCAUGCCGUGUCUUCUGACCUGCGUCAGAAGCAAGAUACGGUUGGCGCUGUCUCAUGGGACUCCGGAAAAACGCUCGCUGCAGGGGUAUCUAGCGGCGGUCUGUUGCUGAAACACUCCGGUCGGAUCGGUGAGGCUGCGGUGUACGGUGCGGGCUGCUGGGCCAGGGAGUGCUCAAGUGAGACCAUUGGCGGCGUGACGUGCAGUGUUUCUGGAGCCGGCGAAGAUAUUAUCCGUGCCGCGCUGGCAAAAACUAUAUGUGACGCGCUGGAAACGUCAGAAGGGGACCGCACCCACGCCGUAGUCCAAUCUAUUCUGGCGGACCGAUUGAAUGCGGUCCGCGCCGGUGAAGAGAUCCGUGAAGCUGAGACAGGGCUGCUGCUGCUGGUGAAGGAACGUGAUAUGCACGACCAUAGGAUUAUACCUCGAUUGUGGUGUGCAUUUACAACGGAAAGUAUGGCUAUUGCCUAUGCAUCUUCAUUAGACCCAAGACCAAAGGCGCUAGUGUUACGGCGGAGUUCUGCGGAUCGCAUCAAUGGAAGACCGUUCUACAUCACCGCAUUGCCUUUGACAAGGGCCUGAAUGUUUUUUAGUUCAUACGUCGUUGUUGACCGAGCCUCUAAUGUCGCCCCAAAGCACUCAUUAGAACUACGGUGCUGAGUACACUGUGCCGGCAUGCCUAUCAGAUUUUGGAUGCGGAGGAAUUCCAAAGAAGCUG
Molecule: messenger RNA, 1261 nt
Organism: Laetiporus sulphureus 93-53
Lineage: Eukaryota; Fungi; Basidiomycota; Agaricomycetes; Polyporales; Laetiporaceae
Product: N-terminal nucleophile aminohydrolase
Exons: 11
Coding region: 1-1125 (374 amino acids)
Biological process (GO): protein maturation
Molecular function (GO): threonine-type endopeptidase activity
Source: RefSeq, a predicted model, not a curated record